Messenger RNA from Calypte anna (Anna's hummingbird), 1873 nucleotides. RefSeq names its product paraspeckle component 1 (gene PSPC1). Gene Ontology annotation, cellular component: nucleus. Gene Ontology annotation, molecular function: RNA binding. NCBI's taxonomy places the organism in Eukaryota, Metazoa, Chordata, Aves, Apodiformes, Trochilidae. The record is from RefSeq and is a predicted model, not a curated record. Gene Ontology annotation, biological process: regulation of DNA-templated transcription.
AUGGCGGCAAAUAGGAACUUGAAGCAAGUGCGGAUCGAGAAUAGCUCCCCGGCUGCGCCGCUGGGCAUGGUGGGGGGGGGUGGCGGCAACCUAAAGGGAUUGCGGGGCCUAGAAACGGAGAGUGAGGCAGCGGCGGCCAUGGCGCUAGUGCCGAGCAAAGAAGGUGGAGAUGAAGAGCAGGAGGGUGGCUUCACCAUCGAUAUCAAAAGCUUUCUCAAACCUGGCGAGAAGAGCUACACGCAGCGCUGCCGCCUGUUCGUGGGGAAUCUGCCUACCGAUAUCACCGAGGAAGAUUUCAAGCGCCUCUUCGAGCGCUAUGGGGAGCCUAGCGAAGUCUUCAUCAAUCGGGACCGCGGCUUCGGCUUCAUUCGCUUGGAAUCUAGGACACUGGCUGAAAUAGCAAAGGCUGAACUUGAUGGUACUAUUUUGAAGAGCAGACCACUUCGAAUUCGAUUUGCUACACAUGGAGCUGCACUAACAGUCAAGAAUCUUUCACCCGUGGUUUCUAAUGAGCUGCUGGAACAAGCAUUCUCUCAAUUUGGGCCAGUGGAAAGAGCUGUUGUUGUAGUAGAUGAUCGUGGCAGAGCUACAGGAAAAGGUUUUGUAGAGUUUGCAGCAAAACCUCCAGCACGUAAAGCUCUAGAAAGAUGCAGUGAUGGGGCAUUCUUGCUAACAACAACACCUCGACCUGUUGUUGUAGAACCAAUGGAACAAUUUGAUGAUGAAGAUGGGCUCCCAGAAAAGCUAAUGCAAAAAACGCAACAGUAUCACAAGGAAAGAGAACAGCCUCCACGUUUUGCUCAGCCUGGAACAUUUGAGUUUGAGUAUGCUUCACGGUGGAAGGCUCUUGAUGAGAUGGAAAAGCAACAGCGUGAGCAGGUUGACAGGAACAUUAGAGAAGCCAAAGAGAAACUAGAGGCAGAAAUGGAAGCAGCUAGACAUGAGCAUCAGCUAAUGCUGAUGAGGCAAGAUCUCAUGAGACGUCAAGAAGAGUUGAGGCGUUUGGAAGAACUUCGAAAUCAAGAACUCCAAAAACGCAAGCAGAUACAAUUAAGACAUGAAGAAGAACAUCGACGUCGUGAAGAAGAGAUGCUCCGUCAGAGGGAACAGGAGGAAUUACGGCGGCAGCAGGAAGGAGGAUUUAAGCCAAAUUUCAUGGAUAAUAGAGAACAGGAAAUGAGAAUGGGUGAUAUGGGUCCUCGUGGAGCAAUAAACAUGGGAGAUGCGUUUAGCCCAGCACCUGCUGGUAACCAAGGCCCUCCACCAAUGAUGGGUAUGAAUAUGAACAACAGAGGAACUUUACCUGGCCCUGCAAUGGGUCCUGGUCCUUCCAUGGGACCAGAUGGAGCUGCAAAUAUGGGAACACCAAUGAUGCCAGAUAAUGGAACAGUGCAUAAUGAGAGAUUCCCUCAAGGAGGUCCAUCCCAGAUGGGUUCACCUCUGGUUAGUAGGACGGGCUCUGAAACUCCUCAGCCGCCAAUGAGUGGUGUGGGUGCCGUGAGUGGUGGACCUGGUGGCUUUGGUAGAGGAAACCCAGGGGGCAACUUUGAAGGACCUAACAAGCGUCGCAGAUACUAAACUUAUUUCAUUCCUUACUGUUUAGAAAUUCCAGUAAAAAUAUACAGUGAUAUGCCCUUAUAAUUUUAGCUGUUAUCUGAAAACGGUUUUAUUGUUAUUGUAGUCUUCAAAACAGUUUAUUUUGUAAAAGAUUUUUUUGUAUUCAGUCAUAGGCUUUGUAGUAUAGAGCAGAAAUGAUGCAGAUCAUUAUGUAAGGCAAUGUGUUUGUGACUCUAGCAAAAAUAAAAUGUGUGACCAUGCUGUAAAACGUGCAGUUACCUGAUUACAAUAAAAUGCAAAAAAUAACUUAAAAGGA